UCUCUGCCUUCUAUGCGUGCUUGAAACACCAGUGCAUGCUGGGAUUUGUAGUAUUUAAUGUCAAUUCAUAGAAAGCAUUUCUGAAAGCAGGUUGAGGCGAGGUGGAAAAUCCCAUUCGUACAUUAACUGGUGUUUCAAGACAUUUGUUGAAAAUGGCUCUGAAAAAUGGAAUCUGCAAAAUGGAGAAAUUUAUAAUUGAAUGCCCAUUGGGUAAAGUUGUGGUGAAUGGAUGCGAAAAAGGAAUACAUGAGAUACAGCUGCAGAGUGAUGCUGAGAUAAGCGAACAGGUUACCACUGUAUCUUACAAGGUCUGUGAAACCCCCCCAGAGAAAACCCAACCUAUGAAAGAAUGUGAAAAUUGGCUCAGAACCUACUUCUGUGAGCCAUGGCUGAUUGAGGAUGUCCCUAUUCCAGCUUUCCAUCAUCCAGUCUUUGAGACGGAUUCAUUCACCAAAACGGUACUGGUUACUCUGCUGGAGAAAGUGAAAGUGGGUGAAACUGUGUCUUACAAAGAAUUGGCUGAACUUGCUGGAAACAAAAAAGCAGCCAGGGCUGUUGGCAUGGCACUGUCACACAACCCGAUACCAGUCAUAAUUCCAUGCCACAGAGUAAUUUGCAGCAAUGGAGAUAUUGGUAACUACAGCAGCGGUAACGCAAACAAACUGAAAGCGUUGCUUUUGGGCUUCGAGAUGGUAAUGAAACAGAUGAAAAACGCGGCUUUCCAUGCAGAUCACCUAUAGUUCUGACAGAGCGGGGAUGCCUAACCCCACACACCAUGCUUUACUCUUUCAAAUUGCUCAGUAGAAUACAGAGAAAUUGUAAAUAUUUGAGUGACACAUAAAUAUAAUACAACAUCCGAAGUGAAAUGUGCAGUGGCACUAGUAUAUUAAAAAAGCUGGAUGUGUCCUGUGGGACACAGCUUGUGUGCCCUUUCUUGUUUUUACAUUUUACAGCAGAAUGAGUACAGCAGACUGUGCCUGUUGUGCUUGUAUUUUGUUCCCAUCUCCUGUCCUGUUUUGUUCUAUUUUUAAUGCCCAUUAAAGCAAGGAAAAGAGGGAAAGGGAGGGGCGUGGUAAAUGCGAAUUUCAACUGCCCCUUCAAGGAAGCAUCUGGCUUACAGAGGGGACACCCGGCUGUAUGUACCAUAGUGUGUUAUUGAAAGCAAAAUAAUAUGUAGUACACGCCUCUCUAUUCCUGCCCAGCCUUGUAUUCCUUUAAAGCUCAAAACCUGUAGCUCUGCCAAUUUCGAUGCCCAACAUUCCCACCUACUCUUUGAUGUUUUAGCUUUGGGAACAAUAUCUCGUGUAAGUUUGUUGUCACAAGAAAGAAAAAAAAAAAGAGAGAGAAAUAGGAAUGUUUCAAGGAAAUAGCUAUUGUGAUAUUUGUUCAGUAUUUUUUUUUAUUUUUUUUUUAGAUGUUGAAAAGAUACUGAUAACCGUUUUGGCUUCCUUCGUUUUGCCAGUUUAUUUUUAUUUUUUUUCUGCCAGUAAAAAUAGCUUAAUAUAAACAAAUGAUUUGUGUAAUGUUAUAGUUGAAAAAGCAUUGGAAAAAAAAUUAACGGAGAGUUCAUAUCUGUUGUAUUUCUGUUCACAAUAAAUUAGAUUGUCGCAA
Messenger RNA from Pelobates fuscus (common spadefoot toad), 1611 nucleotides. RefSeq names its product O-6-methylguanine-DNA methyltransferase (gene MGMT). Bases 153 to 740 code for a protein of 195 amino acids. Gene Ontology annotation, cellular component: nucleus. The transcript is spliced from 6 exons. Gene Ontology annotation, molecular function: methylated-DNA-[protein]-cysteine S-methyltransferase activity. The record is from RefSeq and is a predicted model, not a curated record. Gene Ontology annotation, biological process: DNA repair. Lineage: Eukaryota; Metazoa; Chordata; Amphibia; Anura; Pelobatidae.